UUUUUUUUUUUUUUUUUUAGAAAUAAACGGCGGCAGUUAAACAAAAUAGGCGAUAUAGCUACAUAGCUAACGAUUAAAGUUAGGCGACAUCGUAUAUUACGGUACUGUCUGUGUCAGAAGGAGGUCAGAGGACGACCACACACAGUUCAGCAGGCAAACUGUCAUUUUUUGUCAUGUUUAUGUUAGUUUAAUGGGUCAUAUAGAUGUCUAUGAACCGGUGUGUGUAGCGGUGUUAGCAGGAGACAUGCAGUGAAAGUCUGCUGGCGGUUUAAUAUUCAGUCCCAGGUGUUCUCAUGACUUCUGUAGUGAGCUCCUCAUUCCUGUCACCUGUCAGACUUUGCUGUUUGUAUCGCAGUUUGUGUUCAGGAGCGAACAGGACAAUCUCUGCAAACGGCUUUGGUCAAAGGACAUCAGAAGGUGCAGCAGCUCUGUCCAGACGAAUUCACUCUUCCUGUUGGAAUGGGACCCGAGGAUUUUUCUCCAGCGGCGACGGUGCGUCCGACCAGCAGCAGACUCUGGAGGGCAUCGCCAAGAAGAUCCGAGAGAAGAAGUACAAGAGGGUCGUGGUGAUGGCUGGAGCUGGGAUCAGCACUCCCAGUGGCAUCCCUGAUUUCAGGUCUCCAGGUAGCGGUCUCUAUGACAACCUGCAGCAGUACAACCUGCCGUAUGCCGAGGCCAUAUUCGAGAUCGGCUUUUUCCACCGAAACCCUGACCCCUUCUUCGCCCUGGCCAAAGAGCUGUAUCCAGGAAACUACCAGCCCAACCUGACGCACUACUUCGUACGUCUGCUUCACGAGAAGGACCAGCUGCUCAGGAUGUACACGCAGAACAUCGACGGGCUGGAGAGACUUGCAGGGAUUCCUCCGGCGAUGCUGGUGGAGGCUCACGGGACGUUCGCCACCGCCACCUGCACUGUGUGCCUGAGGAAAUACGAGGGCGAGGACCUCCGGCCAGACGUGAUGAGCGGGACGGUCCCCAAGUGUCCCACCUGUAAGGGCGUGGUAAAACCCGACAUCGUGUUCUUUGGGGAGGAGCUUCCACGUCACUUCUUCAAGUAUCUCACUGACUUCCCGCUGGCAGACCUUCUGAUCAUCAUGGGAACUUCACUGGAGGUGGAGCCCUUUGCCAGUCUGGCCGGAGCAGUGCGCAGCUCAGUUCCUCGGCUGCUCAUCAACAGGGACUUGGUGGGACCGUUCGCCUGGAGCCGCCGGCCUCAGGAUGUGGUGCAGCUGGGUGACGUGGUCAGCGGUGUGCAGGCUCUGGUCGAUGCCCUCGGCUGGACUCAGGAGCUGGAGGCUCUGAUGGCGGCCGGUGCUGAGAAAGCUGCAACAAAAAACGAAGAGUGAGAAGAUUUAACGUCAUCACUGUUGGAGGUUUGACUUUAUUCACUGCACUCAAACAUCCAAACUGCAGGAUUAAACCUUACUGACUUGUUUUUGCUCACAGUUUUACUGAGACUCAUGUCUUUAAAACUGGCAGCACUGAUCAGGGGAAACUCACAGACUGACAACUAUGGAAAUACAGUAAAACUGAUCAAUGAUGCUCAGUUAAAUGCAGAAAAACCUUUAAAAAAAAAAGCAGGUAAGUAAUGAGGAGUGAUAAUGUGGUGGAACAAGUUACUCUGGGUGUUUUUUUGUCGUCACUAAAACAAAAUGUUCAGGCUUUUUUUUUUGUGCAAUGGAGUAACUUCUGCAGAUGACUUAUAAUGUGCCAUCAUACAUGGUUCAUGUUAUUUAUUAGUCUCUAGUUUCUUGAAAUACUGUGCACAGUUCCUGUAGGAAAAAAUGUGUCCUUCAUCUUGAAUCAGAAAUGUAAUGCCACUAAACCAGUGAUUUUACUGCUGUUUUACUUGGUUUACGAUGUACAAUUUAAAUAUAACAAAUAUGUCUGUAGAAGACAGUGAACAUACAGAAAAUUAAGAAUGUUAUUUUUGCAUUUUAGGUUGAGUUUCAUAGAUGGGUAGAUAGAUAUAUACUUUAUUGUCCCAAAGGGAAGCUUGUCUCUGUCACCACUGAAUCACACUGCACCUUUGUCAGCAAAAUCAUAAUGCACUUUCACGCAAGGAUCAUAAAAAAGUGCCUAAUUUUACAUUUUUAAAAGAGUGGGUUUGCAGUGCAGUGUUGUUAAAUGGUAAAAACAACAGCUGUAGUCAAAUCAGUGACUUUGUAAAAUAAUAGGAAAUAAAAAUAGAUAUGAUCAAUACUGAUAAAUGCUAGAGCCGCACUGUCUGAAACCCACUGAAAUCACAGGUCUCCUACUUGUUGCUGUUUAGUAUCUUAAAGACAGCUGAGUUCUUGUCAGUUCAGUUUAUUCUUUGCCAUCUUGAACCUUCUGCCUGACGUCAACACUUCAGAUUCUGGAUUCAGGUUGUGUGUCGUAUCAUUUGGAAUCUUCUGUCCUCUCCUCCGCAUGUAUUUUUCUUAAAGAGACUGAAAGUAGUGAUGGUCUGACUGUGCAGACAGGUUACAUGUCUGUCAUAUCAAAUUAUAGCCUAUAAAAUCAUUCAAUAAACGAAAAAGUACUUAAAAAGUACAUUCUCUGUUGUGACCUCAAGCAAAGGUUUUAAACAUGAACAUGACACCAAGAUAUUUAUGUGAAUGAACCUGUUUUAUCAGCAUGUUGUGGAUGAGAGCUGGAUUAUUCUCAUUAAUUAACUUUGGUGGCAAGUAUCACAACAUUUCAGUGAUAACAUGAUGUGUUUUCAUCUCUUUGUAAUAAUAAAUGAUGUCAUCAGAGAA
Molecule: messenger RNA, 2738 nt
Organism: Stegastes partitus (bicolor damselfish)
Lineage: Eukaryota; Metazoa; Chordata; Actinopteri; Pomacentridae
Gene: sirt3
Product: sirtuin 3
Exons: 8
Coding region: 294-1346 (350 amino acids)
Cellular component (GO): nucleus
Molecular function (GO): histone deacetylase activity, NAD-dependent; NAD+ binding
Source: RefSeq, a predicted model, not a curated record